This is a messenger RNA of Cladocopium goreaui, 654 nucleotides long. The record is from the annotation of a GenBank genome assembly. NCBI's taxonomy places the organism in Eukaryota, Dinophyceae, Suessiales, Symbiodiniaceae.
AUGCAGCCGCAGCGCCAGAGCCAGACCCAGACACACCAGACACACCACGCCCACGGAAAGGGCGGCGUCUUUGGUCGUGUGGGUCGUCUGAGUCAUGCGAGUCAUGCGAGUCCUGCGGGUCCUGCGGGUCCUGCGGGUCAUGCGGGUCAUGCGAGUCAUGCGGGUGCUGCGGGUCAUGCGGGUCAUGCGAGUCACGAUCGGAGCGGGCUCUUGGAAGGGAUGCCACGGAUGCCCGGGCCGAGUUGGCAAAUACACCAGCUACAGCUGCACAACUUGGGGCAAUGCUUUCCUUGUAUAGCUUUCGCUCUGAAGCCAGCAGGUUGCUUCAAAGGUGAUGAAUGCAGACACUGCCAUUUCUGCAAUGCUCAGCAAGCAAAGGCAAGAAGGCGACAGCUGCAGCAGGCUGCACGCAGGCAGAAGAGGAGGACGGGUGAGACGUCGCAGGCAGAGCCGGGUGCAUGUGGCCAAGCCGUAGACCUUGCUGGCCCGAGCCAUGGCUCACGAAGCUCCCAUGGCAGCGCCCCAACAGGUGGCUCGAGCAGCUAUAACCUUGGCGGCCAUGGCUCAAACGUUUAUGAUCCCUCCAACUUGUUGGCAAGUGGUCAAAUCGAUGUCACUGUCUACACUGAACCAAACCAAUCAUUUUGGUUAUGA